CAAAUUAAACCAUUAUGGAAUAUAGAAAUUCUACAUACGUUUUAUUAGUAAAUAUCGGAGUGUUUAUUUUUAUUAUGAAUUUUCAUGGUGUUACAUCAAAAUAUGAUGUGCAGUUUUUAAAUAAUUACGUGACAGUUAAUCCUAUACAACUCUGGAGAUUUUUAGAUACAAAGGAAGAAGAGAUUACUGAAAGAUUUUCCGAAACUAUUCAGGAAUUAACCGUUGAUAGAAUUAAAUGUUUGAGAUAUUGUAUUGGCAGUAACACAAUGAUGAAUCAAAGGCCUCGUACUCUUGAUUUAAAUUGGAAUUUGGAAGAAAAAAAGAGAUUUGAUAUCGGGUCAACUUCGAUCUUUGAUAAAGAAUCCAGUGAAAUUCAUCAAGGAAAAUUGUUUAAAUCAAAUAAUUCCCAGAAUCUACAAAAUGAAUGUAUGUUUUCAAUCAUUGCUAAGUGCGAAAUUCCGCAUGGACUUGCAGAUAAUGUUAGUAAUAUAGAAAAAAACUUUAUAAAUAGCUUGCAGCCUAAUUUCGAUAUUUUCAAAGACUCUGAUGACAAUGGUCGUUCAUCACUAAACUAUGUAAAUGAAAAGCUUGUCGACAAAACUAACCUCAUGAAUGAAACUGAAAUAGAUUUUCAUGUUCAACGACAUCAGGUGGAAAUAAAUGCCGUUGUUCUUGGAAAUAUUUCCAAGAUUGAUUUGAAAAUGCCUUUCGCUACGACGCAAAAGCCACCACAACUGACACUUGCGACAACGCGCAUGCCCGACGGAGUUUCUGGAUUGCAAUUAAAAGUUCUCAACCCUCCGUUCGGUGGGUGGCGUAUUGGAUUGUUUGGGGCAAGCAAUGAGACUUACCGAGUUGUUGUGACAUCAUUUAAAAAUGCUGAAUUUUCUGAGUCGGAGCAACAAGAUUACUUCAAGGGUGAUGACAUGUUUAUGCAUAUUUUUAAAGUAGACGACACAAAUUUAAUUUCUCAACAGAUAGAAUCCUUUAAUAAAAAUAACAAAAGAAUCAAUUGGUUUAAUAACAGAAUCAUAAACCGCAAAUUUGCAUCCAAAAGAUCAGAUGAAUAUAUAUUAGAUGAUCAGAUUGAACCAAUAUCAUUUAAGUUUCCUGAAACAAAUGAUGAUAAAAUUAUGAAUAUCAGUAAUGGAACUAUGCAAUUCAAUACAGCUCAUACGGAAAACAGAAUGAUAGAUAGAGGAUCUUUUGAAAUUGAUGAUUUGAACAGAUCUUCCAAUGACGAAUUACCCAUAAAGAAACACCUUAUUAUAGACAUAAAUCCGAAUACAAAUCUUAUUGCUAGUCCAGGAACAAAUCAUUUAGUAACUUUUGAUAUAACAAAUAAUCAUGUUUUGACAGUUAGACAUUAUUUUACACCACGGAGCUCUCCUUUAAGAAUCGUAGCUACCAUACCACCAUAUAGAUUUGUAGAAAUAGGUCCAAGUCAAACAAUCAGUGUGGUGGUGGUGGUUCAAAUACCACCCACUAUUACAGAUUCUGUGUUGAAUACAGUAACAUUACAAGUUCAAGGCAUAGAAAAUCUAGAAAAAUCUGCUGAACUUCAUGUUAGAACAUCAGGAAGUAGGUUAUUUGAUGAUAUGAGGCCAACGAUAUAUUACUAUUUUAAUAAUAAUUGUGCAGGUAGAAAUAGUGCAGAAAAGUGUUUAAAAAGUUACUGGAGUAUGGAUAUUACAAUUCAAGAUUCCGAUUCAGGGUUAAAAAAUGUUAUGUCAGUUCCUAAAGGCAUUUAUCCACGAUAUCAAUAUGUCAGUGGUACUUCCAAUCCUGUCCAAUUUUAUUAUUCAAAUAAUUGUUGUAAUCGUGCAGUAGAAAUAACGGCUACAGAUUUAGCAGGAAAUGUCUUCUCAAAAAAAAUUGAUGUCAAUGAAUGGAACAAUCUUAUGGACGGUGAGAUUGCAGCAAUUACCGUGGGAGUAUUGUUUGUCAUUCUAUUAACUAUUUUACUUAUUUUAUUAAUUUUAUAUUGUUCUUAUCAAAGAAAAAGUCACGAUUUAACAUACAGUCAACGCUAUGGAUCAAGAACUGCACCACGUAGCGAAUAAAAUAAAAUUAUACAAAAAUA
This is a messenger RNA of Ceratosolen solmsi marchali, 2083 nucleotides long. RefSeq lists its product as uncharacterized. The transcript has 12 exons. The coding region runs from base 15 to 2063 and encodes 682 amino acids. NCBI's taxonomy places the organism in Eukaryota, Metazoa, Arthropoda, Insecta, Hymenoptera, Agaonidae. The record is from RefSeq and is a predicted model, not a curated record.